ACAAAUCCGCAUCGCUCGCCUACGACGUUACCCUACAACUAUUUCAUUAUUCCUCUCUCCGACCCCGACCCCGACCCCGACCAUGAACCGCCGUUGAUUCUGACCUCUCUCCUUUGCAGCCUCAGUUUCAGAAUCAGAAAAUAUCGUACGUAGGUUUUGGUUUAAGAAACGGAGUAUUAGAAGAUGAUAAAACGAUCCAGCAAUUGCGCAAUUUGCGAGAAUACAAAUCGUGCCUCUAUCUGCAGCGUUUGCGUUAAUCAUAGAUUGAUUGAGUAUAAUACUUUGUUAAAGUCACUAAAGACUCGAAGAGAUUCUUUGUGUUCAAAGCUGAGUGAGCUAUUGGAAGCUAAGGGAAAAGCUGAUGAUCAGAAGAAUUGGAGACUGCUUCAAAACGAGAAGCUUUCAAACUUGAAGAAUAAUCUUCGGCGCAACAAGGAGCAACUAACUCAUGGAAAAGCGAAGAUUGAAAGAGAAUCUCGUGAUCUCAAACUUAAAUAUGGGGUUCUUGAUUCAGCUCGCUCCACGCUAGAAAAGAUUAGAGUUGAGCAAGUGGAAAAGUAUUUUCCUAAUCUAAUAUGUACGCAGAGCCUUGGCCAUAUGGCAAUUUCAUCUGAGCGACUUCACAAGCAGUCUGUGGUUGUCAAGCAAAUAUGCAAAUUGUUCCCUCAACGCCAAGUUGGCUUUGAGGGAGAGAUUCAAAACGGUUCCGGUGGUCCGUUUAACCUCAUUUGCAAUUCACGUCUCCCUAAAGGUCUGGAUCCUCAUUCCAUCCCAUCAGAAGAACUUGCUGCCUCUUUGGGGUUGAUGGUCCAGCUUCUGAACCUUGUUGUUCACAACCUAGCCGCUCCUGCACUCCAUAGCUCAGGUUUUGCGGGCUCUUGCUCCCGUAUAUGGCAACGAAAUUCGUAUUGGGACGCACGUCCUUCUACUCGAAGCAAUGAGUAUCCUCUCUUCAUACCUCGCCAGAAUUAUUGUACGACAAGCGUUGAAAACUCAUGGACAGAUAAAAACUCCAGCAAUUUUGGUAUUGCUUCCAUGGAUUCAGAUAGGAAAGAAGCGCGUCUGGAGUCUACAGGAAGAAACAGCUUUAAUUACUCCUCUGCUUCUCCUCACUCCGUUGAGUCACACAGAGAUCUACAGAAAGGGAUUGCUCUUCUCAAGAAAAGCGUUGCCUGCUUGACAGCGUAUUGUUACAAUUCACUUUCCCUCGAAGUUCCUCCCGAGACCUCAACCUUUGAAGCUUUUGCCAAGUUAUUGGCCACGCUCUCGUCAUCCAAGGAGGUCCGGUCUGUUUUCUCCCUGAAAAUGGCUUCCUCUAGAUCAUGCAAGAAGGCUCAACAACUCAACAAGUCCAUUUGGAACGCUCACUCUGUCAUCUCAAGCUCCAUACUUGAGAGUGCCCAUCUUCCGAGGAACACAAUUUAUAACCAUGGUACGAACUCAACAGCUAGUUACCUCUCUGCAACUGAGUCAUCAGAGACCCGGAAGAACAACGAUAUGAACGGAUGGGAUCUGGUAGAGCAUCCAAAGUACCCGCCACCACCAUCGCAGUCUGAGGACGUUGAACACUGGACGCGUGCUAUGUUUAUCGAUGCCAAGAAAAAAUGAAAGGUUGAUUCUUGUUGUGUUGAAUGAUAUGCGAAAACUUCUGUAAAUAUUGUCUUACAAUGUACAUAAAACACAGAGCAUCGGUAGAUUCUAUCUCAACCGAACAAGACCUAAACGAAGACAAAUCUUAGCAUUAUGCUAUUAAUUAUUUUUUGAACUCCUUACCGGUAAUAGUUCUAAACUUUUAAUA
Molecule: messenger RNA, 1798 nt
Organism: Raphanus sativus (radish)
Lineage: Eukaryota; Viridiplantae; Streptophyta; Magnoliopsida; Brassicales; Brassicaceae
Exons: 12
Coding region: 184-1608 (474 amino acids)
Biological process (GO): SNARE complex assembly
Cellular component (GO): lytic vacuole; endosome
Molecular function (GO): SNARE binding
Source: RefSeq, a predicted model, not a curated record